Molecule: messenger RNA, 1234 nt
Organism: Leptopilina heterotoma
Lineage: Eukaryota; Metazoa; Arthropoda; Insecta; Hymenoptera; Figitidae
Exons: 5
Coding region: 208-1086 (292 amino acids)
Source: RefSeq, a predicted model, not a curated record
UCAUUUGUCAUUUUUCUCUCCAAGCUUGAACAACGCAGACGUUGUGUCAGUGCCAGGUCAGUGCAAAGCAUACUGAAAAGGCUGAAAAGUAAAAAUAAAAGCAAGUAAAUUCAGGAAACUAAUCGAAAUAUUGAGCAAAAUACACUCUGAAGAUUCUUUUAUUAAAGGUUCAAUUGUGUUGACUAAUUAGAUAAAACUCUAACGGAAAUGAACGCAACUGGUUUGAACGAUGACAAUGUGACGUGUCCCUAUGAUAAAUCUCAUAGGCUUCAGAGAAGUAAAAUACAAACUCACUUAGUAAAAUGUCGAAGAAAUCAUCCAUGCGAUAAAAGUGAAAUGCUAACUUGUCCGUACGAUGCAACACACGUCUUUCAUCAGGCAGAAUAUCAGUAUCACAUUAAUAAUUGCAGAGAAAGUGGAAAAGUGGUGAAUUUUAUUCAGUCAAUGGAGCCUUCUCGAAGUAUUGGUGCAGUACCCAUAGAUGUAGUAGCAAAUGUUUAUGUUCCAUCAACGGAAGAAAAUUGGGAUGAUGAGCCACCUGCGCAAACCUAUGACGCCAUGUCAAAUGCCAAGGAAAAAGGUGUUCUAAUCCCAGAAAAUUGCUUAUCAAAAGCAAAGAAAAAGCAAUUUAAAAAUUCUGAAAGAACGCGCCAUCAAAAUCUGGAGCAAAGUGGUGUCACUUUCAAUCCUGCUCCGAAAAAUAGUAGACGGAUUAAUAAGAAUGAAAUAUCAGAGACUAAUGAAGAGGAACAAAUUCCAUUACGACUACCACGUACAAAAGUGGUUUCAGCGACAAUUUCUUCAAAUUCAGAUUAUACAGAAAAGUCUUUGAAUUCUCGCCAACAAUUAAAUUCUAAAUCUGAGAAUAAAGCGUCAAUUUCACCUUCAACUGGAAAUUUCACUCAAGAAAAUAAUGCACAAGCAUUAUUUGAAGCAAUACUUUCCGAAGCUGCGAAAAAAACUGAUAGAACAAUUUCUCAAGCAUCGAAUUAUUCGAUUAAUUUUACUCCGAAAGAAAUCAAUGCCAAGGAAGUAAAUAUUCGUGAUCUGGGAAGUUUGCAUAUUUCCUCCAUUGAGGAAAUUUAAAAGCGAUUGAAUGUGGUCAAAAAAUUGGAAGAGAAUUUAGAAAACGAAAAAGCAAAAAUAAGGGAAGUGAUGAAAAAUUUCUAACAUUGAAAUUUGAAUAUUAUACAUAAUGAGCUUAAUAUGUAUAAAAGACACAUGACGUGUGAAA